Molecule: messenger RNA, 414 nt
Organism: Staurois parvus
Lineage: Eukaryota; Metazoa; Chordata; Amphibia; Anura; Ranidae
Source: the annotation of a GenBank genome assembly
GUAUCUGUCAAAUUCAGGUACCCGCUCCCCCCCCUCCCCAAAGGUCAGCAGUCAUCCCCUGUGCUGUCCGCAGUCUCUGGUCAUCCCUGUACUGUGUCCGCAGUCUCUGGUCACCCCUGUGCUGUCCGCAGUCUCUGGUCAUCCCUGUGCUGUCCGCAGUCUCUGGUCAUCCCUGUACUGUGUCCGCAGUCUCUGGUCACCCCUGUGCUGUCCGCAGUCUCUGGUCAUCCCUGUGCUGUCCGCAGUCUCUGGUCAUCCCUGUAUUGUGUCUCUGGUCACCCCUGUGCUGUCCGCAGUCUCUGGUCAUCCCUGUGCUGUCCGCAGUCUCUGGUCAUCCCUGUACUGUGUCCGCAGUCUCUGGUCAUCCCUGUACUGUGUCCGCAGUCUCUGGUCAUCCCUGUACUGUGUCCGCAG